AUGCUUUUUAAUAAAAGAAUCUGGAAAAAAUUAAUUUAUCCAACUCCCCGAUACUAUUUUUUCCAGCCACCGUUAUUUGAUGCUAAUAAGGAUUAUUAUAAAGUACUGAAUUGCACUUAAACUGCUUCAGAACAAACACUAAAAUAAGAAUAUUAUAAAUUAGCUAAAUAAUAUCAUCCAGAUAUCAACAAAGGCAAUGAAGAAAAAUUCAAACAAAUAACAGAAGCUUGGGAUGUUUUAUCAGAUAAACAUAGAAAAUAAUAGUAUGAUGCUGCAAGAACAUAUAAUACAGAUUUCAUUAAACACACUUCGAAUUCUUAUGGUUACAAUCAAUCUAAUUAGCAACACUCUUCCAGAAGCAAUGCCAAUCAUUAGUAAUUUUCCAAAGAGCAGAUGGAACAAAUGUAAAAAUAGGCUGAAGAAAUUAUGAAAAUGUUUUAAAGUGGCCAAUUCAACUAAUUUUCUUAAGCAUUCAAACAAGCAACUAAAAAUGACCCAAAAUUCAAAAAUGUUCACACCUUUAUCAAUCUUGCUGAAAAAGCAGAGGAGUAUUUUAAAGAGAGAUAAAAAACUCAUUUAGAAAAUGAAAUUAAAAAAGAGUAAAAUUUUUCAAAUUUUGCGAACAAAGAAGACAAACUGAAAUAAUCUGUGAAUAACAUUGCAUAAGGAAUGAAAAGUAUUUGGAAUAAGAUUUAAAAAAAUAAAUGA
This is a messenger RNA of Paramecium tetraurelia, 708 nucleotides long. RefSeq lists its product as uncharacterized. The record is from RefSeq and is a predicted model, not a curated record. Gene Ontology annotation, cellular component: endoplasmic reticulum. The transcript has 3 exons. Gene Ontology annotation, molecular function: misfolded protein binding; protein-folding chaperone binding. Lineage: Eukaryota; Ciliophora; Oligohymenophorea; Peniculida; Parameciidae.